AUGGCCCAUGACGACAAGUACCAGUUGAACGCGGCCAACGUAUUAGAGGAGGAGCCUUCCUCCCAAUCUCCACAGAAUGGCUCUGUGGAUGAAACUCUGGUGUAUGCGCAGACGCGGACGCGCAGGCUGUUCAACGAGAAACAGCUGUUUGCAUUUUCCCUCGUUUACAUGGGAUCAUGGAACGCCGUUGGAGGGAACAUGUAUUAUGGCAUGUACAAUGGUGGUCCUUUAGCAUGGCUCAUCAGCUACAUCAUUAUCUUUGCCGGGGUUACUUGCCAAUCCGCUUCAUUUGGCGAAUUGGCAUCGAUCCAGCCCGUUGCUGGUGCCCAAUAUUAUUGGACCCAUCACUUCGCUCCCGCUUCCUCAAAGCGGUUAUUGACCUGGCUUCAAGGAUGGGUGACGUGGACGGCCUAUGUCUCCAUGAUGGCGAGCGGAAACAACUACAACAUCGCUAUUAUUGAGGGCCUGAUCUCGCUAAACAACCCAGACUAUGUCGUUGUGGGUUGGCGAACGACCCUCAUUUCCUUGUCUUUACUGAUCUUCUCCACGCUUUUGAACAUAUAUGCCUUCCGCAUCGUCCCGUGGUUUGAGCUCCUGGCGUGUGUUUUCAACAUAUGUCUGUUCCUGAUCGUCGUCGUCGUCUUCUACGCCAUGGCCCCACGCAAUAGCGCAGAGAUGUUUACUAUGACCAAUGUAUCGUCUGGGUGGGACAACUACUUUGUUGCGUCGCACAUUGGGUCGCUUUCAAACAUCUGGCUGUUUAUCGGCUUCGAAAAUGUGAUUCACAUGGGCGAAGAGACGAAAAAGGCGAAAAAGAUUGUGCCAAGAGCCCUCUUCUGGUCCAUUUUUACCAAUGGCGCGCUAGGAUUUGUCAUGAUCAUCACGCUGCUCAUCUGCAUGCCCCCCGUCGACACUCUCUUGAACUCGGCCAGCCCCAUUGUCGCUAUCCUUCUUCAUGUCACUGGAUCGGUCAAGGUGUCCACAGCAAUUACAGCCGGUCUGAUAGUGUUGAACCAGUCGGCCACCAUUGGCGUCGUCUCAUCCGUAUCCCGCUUGACGUGGGCCUGGGCGCGAGAUGGUGGCUUGCCACAGUACUUCAGCUAUGUCGAUGCCCGACACCACAUCCCUCUUCGAGCCGUUGUCCUCACCUCAACCCUCGUCGGCAUGCUCACUUUGCUGAAUCUCGGGAGUGCAACAUACAUUGCCCUCGGAGCCAUUACGUCCCUGUCGAGCAUGGCCAUGUAUCUCAGUUAUGGAAUGAUCCUGGCUGUUGUCGUUUACGCCCGUCUUACGCGUGGCAUCGAGCUUGGACAGUGGCACUGGGGCAAAUGGGGCAUUUAUCUUAACAUUGCCGCCUUGGUGUACACUGUGUACGCGCUGAUUUGGUUCCCCUUUCCACAGACGGUUCCCGUCAAUGCAGAAAACAUGAACUACAGUGGCCCCGUGCUCGGCGUGGUUUUCAUCGGCGCCAUUUCACUUUGGUUUAUGAGGGCUAGGAUUCAUUGGGAUGGUCCCAAUCGUGGUGUUGCCGACGAGGUUCUCCAACAUGGCGACUGA
This is a messenger RNA of Pseudomassariella vexata, 1557 nucleotides long. Its product is annotated as amino acid/polyamine transporter I. Gene Ontology annotation, molecular function: transmembrane transporter activity. Gene Ontology annotation, biological process: transmembrane transport. NCBI's taxonomy places the organism in Eukaryota, Fungi, Ascomycota, Sordariomycetes, Amphisphaeriales, Pseudomassariaceae. The transcript is spliced from 3 exons. The record is from RefSeq and is a predicted model, not a curated record. Gene Ontology annotation, cellular component: membrane. The coding region runs from base 1 to 1557 and encodes 518 amino acids.